CUCGGCCGGCCCACGCGCAGCAGCGAUGCACAGCGACGAGCCCUUCCGGCAGCCGGAGCCGAAGGGCUGCUGGAUGCGGGACGACAAAGCGCCACCGGAGCUGCGGCUGCUGCUCGUCGGGAAGAGCGGCGGCGGGAGGAGCGCGACGGGGAACAGCGUCCUGGGGCGGGCGGCCUUCGAGUCGCGGCUGUCCACGCGCGCGGUGACGCAGAGGAGCGAGUGGCAGAGCGGCUCGUGGAGGGGUUACCGUUUGCACGUGGUGGACACUCCGGACGCCUUCGACACGCCGGAGCGCAGCGCCCGGUGCCUCCGCGAGGUCGCCCGCUGCGCGCUGCUGUCGGCGCCGGGGCCGCACGCGCUGCUGCUGGUGACGCAGCUGGGCCGCUUCACGCAGGAGGACGAGGCGGCCAUCCGGCAAGUGUGGCGGCUGUUCGGGCGCGGCGCUGCCGAGCGCACCGUCGUGGUCUUCACGCGCGGGGACGAGCUGACGGGCGGCUCCCUGCGGCGGCACGUGGAGGACACCGGCACCGCCGCGCUGCGGGAGCUGCUGAGGGACUGCGGGGGACGGUGCUGCGCCUUCGACAACAGGGCGGUCGGGGGGGCGGGAGAGAAGCGGGUCGGGGAGCUGCUGGAGACGGUGCUGCGCAUGCUGGGGGGAGACCUGAGCGCCCACUACCGGAACGAGCUCUUCGACGACGCCGUGCAGCUCCUGAAGCGCCGGGACAUCGACUUCGAGGAGAAAUGCGAUAUCCUGGCCAAAAACAUGGAGCGGCAGCUGCGGGGCUGGUGGCACACGCGGCUCCUGAAGUGGCUGCUGUCCAUCCCGGCUGUGCGAUGGCUGUGCCGCACGCCGUGUGCGCGGUGCGUCUGCUGCUGCGGCGUCCUUGCAGCACUGCUGGCCCUCUGGCUCGCCCUGCGGUCUGUGCACUCCUGAGGCUGUCAGAGCGUUAUCUCGGUGUACCGGCGCUUUGUGCGUUAGCCAGCAGAGCUGUGCCGUGCUCCCUUUCCGUGGUAGGCGCACUGCAGCGCUGGCCCAUAAAACACGAAGCUGCUUUUCCUCCCAACAGCGCUGCAGCUCAGUGCGGGCUGCGCACCUCGGUGUGAAUACAGCAUCACA
This is a messenger RNA of Lagopus leucura (white-tailed ptarmigan), 1117 nucleotides long. RefSeq names its product GTPase IMAP family member 1-like. Lineage: Eukaryota; Metazoa; Chordata; Aves; Galliformes; Phasianidae. The record is from RefSeq and is a predicted model, not a curated record. The coding region runs from base 26 to 934 and encodes 302 amino acids. The transcript has 2 exons. Gene Ontology annotation, molecular function: GTP binding.